GUGGCUUAGCAGUUUUCUGGCUUGAUGAAGUUAGACUCCGUUUUCUUCAACCUCCAUCACUGUAUCAUACUGACAUGUCCAUAUCCGAUAGAGCAAUUACCUUCUAUCUUACAUAUGCUCUGAUCAUCGGCCUCUCCUUUUAUUUACGGAGGAUCGUAAAUGGAAGGGUCAUAAACUUUUCCGCUAUGAUCAUCGUUGGGCUCAAAAUACAAAGGUUAAGCUCGCAUUACAAAACACUUGAGAUCCAGCUUGCAAAGAUCUCCCCCCGGAGAAGUUUAGCACAGUCUUUCAUAAAUAUCGUACAAGUUUGGCAAGAUGUAAGUACUUCUCAAUGGAAUGAACUUAAGUUACGCCAGCUCUUGGCUCCUUCCGAUAUCCCUUCAGUCCUCCGCAUUCGCCCUAGUCUAUCUCAUUGUGAAGAUUUGGUCAGUUGGAGUUUCACUAAAGACGGACUUUACUCCGACAAAUUGGGUUACAACUUGCUUCGGGAUGAACACCUUACCAGGCCUUCUCCUAGCUUUCAGCUGCAUCAACGUAUCUGGACUUUUUCAAUUCCUCCUAAACUAAAGCAUUUCUGGUGGAGAAGCCUCCAUAAUGUGCUCCCUAAAGCAGCAACUAUUCAAAAGCGCCAUCUCAGCUCUGAUGCCACCUGUGUUCUUUGCGGGGAACAUGAAGAAACAUUGAUUCGUCUUCUUUUCCAAUGUAGAGUAUCUAAAGAGAUUUGGGAACUCUCUCCAGUGAUCGUACCUGCAGAUGUCAUUGCAAAAUCUAUUAUGGAUCACAAGUUAUGGCUUCAAUCAUUAUCUUAUAACAGAGACCCCCAU
Thlaspi arvense is the source of this 824-nucleotide messenger RNA. NCBI's taxonomy places the organism in Eukaryota, Viridiplantae, Streptophyta, Magnoliopsida, Brassicales, Brassicaceae. The record is from the annotation of a GenBank genome assembly.